AGUACGUAGGAAGCCUGGAUGUGCCGAGGCCCAACAGCAGAGUGGAGAUCGUGGCUGCCAUGCGCCGGAUACGGGAUAGGCAAUGAAUUGGUCUGAGCUAUCCACAUUCUCUGAUUUCCUCUUCCAUGACCUGCUGCUGCUGUGUGUAAGGUGCUAAUUAGGACAGGAGUCCCAGCCAAGUAUGAGUUUAAAGCCAAGAAUAUCAAGAAGAAGAAAGUGAGCAUCAUGGUUUCAGUGGAUGGAGUGAAAGUGAUUCUGAAGAAGAAAAAGAAGCUUUUUUUAUUGCAGAAAAAGGAGUGGACAUGGGAUGAGAGCAAGAUGCUGGUGAUGCAGGACCCUAUCUACAGGAUCUUCUACGUCUCUCAUGAUUCCCAAGACUUGAAGAUCUUCAGCUAUAUCGCUCGAGAUGGUGCCAGCAAUAUCUUCAGGUGUAACGUCUUUAAAUCCAAGAAGAAGAGCCAAGCUAUGCGAAUCGUCCGGACGGUGGGGCAGGCCUUCGAGGUCUGCCACAAGCUCAGCCUGCAGCACACACAGCAGAACGCAGACGGCCAGGAAGACGGGGAGAGUGAGCAGAACAGCAGCAGCUCAGGGGACCCAGGUGGGCACCGCCGCUGCUGUGGAUGUGGAUGGACAGGCCGCCAGCUCACUGGAGCCGAGAGGGCCUCCACGGCCACUGCGGAAGAGACUGACAUCGACGCGGUAGAAGUCCCACUCACAGGGAAUGACGUCCUGGAAUUCAGCCGAGGCGUCACUGACCUUGAUGCUGUAGGGAAGGAAGGAGGCUCCCACACAGACUCCAAGGUUCCACCCCAUGCCCAGGAGCCCAUGCUGACAGCCUCGCCCAGGAUGCUCCUGCCCUCUUCUUCCUCAAAGCCCCCGGGCUUGGGCACGGGGACGCCACUGUCCACUCACCACCAGAUGCAGCUCCUCCAGCAGCUCCUCCAGCAGCAGCAGCAGCAGACGCAAGUGGCUGUGGCCCAGGUUCACUUGCUGAAGGACCAGCUAGCUGCUGAGGCUGCGGCGCGGCUGGAGGCCCAGGCUCGCGUGCACCAGCUCCUGCUGCAGAACAAGGACAUGCUCCAACACAUCUCCCUGCUGGUCAAGCAGGUGCAGGAGCUGGAGCUGAAGCUGUCAGGACAGAACGCCAUGGGCUCCCAGGACAGCUUGCUGGAGAUCACCUUCCGCUCUGGAGCCCUGCCCGUGCUCUGUGACCCCACGACCCCCAAGCCAGAGGACCUGCAUUCGCCGCCCCUGGGCGCGGGCUUGGCCGACUUUGCGCACCCGGCGGGCAGCCCCUUAGUGGACCACAGCAUGUUUGAGAACUUGAACACAGCCCUCACGCCAAAGCUCCAGGCGAGCCGCUCCUUCCCCCACUUGUCCAGGCCCGCGGCCCCCAGCUCUGCCGCCCUCGCGUCUGUGGAGCCUGGUGGGCCGGGACUCUGGGUGGGCAGCAGCCAGCACCUCAAGAACCUGGGCAAAGCCAUGGGGGCGAAAGUUAAUGACUUCCUGCGGAGAAAAGAACCCUCGAGCCUGGGCAGUGUGGGCGCGAUGGAGAUCAACAAGACAGCAGGGGCCCAACUGGCCAGUGGGGCUGACGUGGAGGGCGAAAGGUCAGCCCUGCAAGAAGCGUUCCCUCGGCUGGAUCCUCCACCUCCCAUAACCAGGAAGCGAACCCCUCGGGCUCUGAAGACCACUCAGGACAUGCUCAUUUCAUCGCAGCCUGUCCUAAGCAACCUAGAGUGUGGGACAGAGCUGUCCCAUGGGCAGCCCCAGGACACCCCUCCCACUGCCCAGCCUGUCCCAGCAGACGCUUCAGAGCCAGAGGCCUCCAUGGAAAUGAGGGAUAGGGGCGAGGCUCUGCCCAAUGGAGAGGUUUCCCUGUCGGUACCUGACCUAAUCCACAAGGACAGCCAGGACGAAUCCAAGCUAAAGACGACUGAGUGCAGAAGGGCCUCCUCCCCUGGCCUCAUGGAGAGAAAUGGCCUCAAACUCAGCCUGAGCCCCAUCGGCCUGGCUGAGUCACUGGAGGCCAGCAGCCCCCAUCCUCGGGCACGGACCUCCAGCCUUGACAAUGAGGGCCCUCACCCAGACCUGCUGUCCUUUGAGUAGAGCCUCUUCUCAUCCCUGCUGGCCACCCCCCUUCCCCUCCGCUUUCCCCUCCCCUGUGCACCCUGGCCUUUGCCCCAGCUCCUCCGUGCCCUUUGCACAAGGCACCAGCAGAGAGCCGAUUCUCUCACACAGGCCGGUACAGGGCCAGAAGUCCAGGAGUAGUCCUAGUUGAAGAGUCCAUCUGUAGAAUGGCAGAGGGACUGGGGUGCCGUCCCUCAUCCUCAUUUUCCGUAAGCUCCUCUGGGUGCCAACUGCAGACCUUGGAUGUUGGAGCUCCUCUGCUCCCGAGUUGCCCUGGCUUCCCAUUGAAUGGCAGGGCCACCAGCCCUGGAUAGGGGCUUGCAGGGGUUCUGUUUGCCUGUCUCCACAUGCUGCCUGCUCCCCUGUUCUUCUUGCUCCUCCCUGGUGGCUUGGGAGGCCUCCUGCCUCAGGGGGAAUUGGGCUGGAUGAGGAAUGAUGGGCCUGGCUUGAGGAUGGUCCAGACCUAGAAAGCCACAUACCCUGAGCACAGCCCAGUCAGGGCUCCUCCUGAUCCCAGCACGGCACGGGCCCCUGGUUGUCACCUUGCCUCUGCCCCUGUGGCUGUGGACCAGAGAAGAUGCUUACCAGGCCUGAGACCUUGAGGCAGCCUUGUUGCCUGGGGCUCUCAGGGUGUUUCCCCGUCUGGCCAGAUGGAGAAGGCAGUGAGCACUCCCUGGGGCAGGGCACAGAGCCAGCCACCGAGAGCGCCUGCCCCACGUGCCUGUCGGGGCGAGGCCUUGGGGAAGAUGCCGUGAGCAGCUACACUUAGGGUCCUGCACAGAAGGAAAGACCAGGGCUUCCCUUGCUGUGAGUGAAGACAGGGCCUGGCAGGCCCAGCAGAAGCAGCAGAGUAUGUUCUGGUCUUGUUUUGGCUGGGGGAGCCAGGAACUUGGCUUUCAGGGCGCUGGUCCCAGGAGAACCCAAGCAGAAGUAGUGGAGAAGGCAGUGAAAACAGGACAAGGAAGGAGCAGUCACUGGGGGUCAGAGCAGCUCUUCAGGGACCUCCCACAGCCUGAAAUGACGCAGUUCUAGGCUCCAGGCAUGAUAAAUGCCUGAGCCAGAGUGAAGGAUGUGGGAGAGGGGAAUGCGAUGAGGCGCAGCCGUGGAGGUGCACUACUGUCUGUUAAGUGGAGGUGCUUUGCUCUUGUGUUGAAACUGCCUGAGCCUCCUGCCGCCCUGGUCUCCCUAGAGGGGCCUCUCGCCUGCCUUUCCCUGGUCCUGAUGCCUCACCUGUCCUCUCUCAACCUGCCCUCAGGAUCUCUGUGACUCGGUUCAUCCAACCCCAACUGACUCCUGCCCUCCUGGGUUAACCCACUUUUGUGUUCCUGUCUCCCACCAGGGGUCCUGUCGUGCUGUCUUCCUGUGGCCAGGAGACCCUCUCAGGGGGUGAUCCCCACCCUGGGGGCCUUUGCAGCAAGAAGAGCACAUCCCUUUUCUUGAACCGGGUGGCAAUUCCCUGGGAGAAGGCUGGGACUGCCACAUCCUGCAGGCAGGCCACUUCCCGUGACUUCUGCUGCAUCCUCUUUUCAUUGUUCGGCUUCCACCCAUGAGCUCCGGGGCACCCAGACCUCACUUCCCACUUCUUCUCAUUACCUGGUUCCUGCUCCCCUCCCCGGCACCUCUGCCAUGUAAAAUGUCCAAGCUGACUCCUAUAGACCUGGGAGCCUGUGGGGGCAGGGAUCGCCAGGGUGCGGCCGCCCUCCCUGCAUUCUUGUUUCUGCAGCCGUGCAGCCUUCCCACAGCACUCCCACCCCUCUUCUUCUACCCUGUCUUCCAUCACCCUGGCAAACAAGUCUUCACUGCAUGCUCACAGUGAAGCCUUUUCUCCCCUUCCCUGCAAGGGUCCAUCCGUGCCAGGCACCUUGCAGGCCAUGGUGAGGUGAGCAGGACGUUACUGAAUGUGUAGAUCCUGCCUUACUCCAAGAACAUCACAAGGAUGCGAUGUCUGACCCUGAUGCUCAGAGACUCUCAGGACUAGCAUUAUUUGGGGGCCUGUGAGUUUUCCCAGAAUGGCUUGGGGUUUGGCACAAAACAGAGCUGGGGAUGUGGGGGCAGAGAGCCUGAAUACCCAUGCUGGAGGCUAGCCCUUUGAUCUGAGCUUCCAUACCAGAAGCUCUAUUUGCUUCUCUAAUGGGGAACUUAGCAGCUACCUGCACUCUGGGGCUCCCUCCCCCUCCCCCCAGGGACCAGGUGGCUCUGCCCAGGUGAUGUCGUAACCACAGGCACAGAUGUUGUAGGCCCAGGCUGGCUUAAGCACCCUGUUCUGCUCCCCACACCCAGCCACAGCUGAAGUCCUGGCCCUAAGGCCCAAUAUUAGCACAGAGAUCCUACGAGGUUGUCCCAGAACCAUUGCCAGGGUGACCUCAGAGUUCCUCAGACUCAUGUCUGAUACUGAAUAAGAGGCCGUGGGACCCCGCUCUAGUCUUAGCUGACCUCUCUGUGAUCUCCACCUCACUGUCCUCCUGCAGCAGGGGUGAUGCUGCAGCCUCGGGGGGGCCCUCUGAGGCUGAAAUCUGGUCCUAGAUGCUGUGGAAGUUGUGUGGUGCUAAGGGCUGAGUGCCACCCAAAGGCCCACAGAAACAAGGACUUUUAAUCCUGCUUAGGGCCUGGGCUCAGCCCAGCUCUUCUACCCAAAGCCUCACCUGGCUCCCUGUGUCUGUCUCAACAGCCUGACCUUCCUAUGAUUGUAGCAUGGCAACCACAUGCCCCAACCCCCACCACGUGUAUGCACACACACAAAGCCCUCAGUCCAGCUUCAUGGCCCUUGGUGGCCCAGUCUGCCGAAGGGCAGGGUAACAAGGAGAAAUGAAGAAACAAUCAUCUAGGUCCCCAUAAGGAAGUUGGGGCCACAGAGUCUCUUCUCCCCCAACCCCACUGUAACCCCAUACUCAGCACAUAGCUUUAUCCUGAUAGAUGACAAGGUGAGCUUCCAGAACCUGGCAGGAGGAUGGCACAUUGCCCUGCACGGAGAGAAAUGUGUCUGUGUUAUGUAUGUGGAUGAUAUGAAGCCGGACAUGCAUGUAAUCCGUCGACUUUUAAAGAAUAGAGAGGUUGGCCCCCAUUUGGAGAAAGAAGAUUACAGAUCUAUUCUGAGUAUUUUCUAGAGAUUUUCUAUUUAUAUUUUUAGUAAUUUUCUGGUAGAAGGACACUGCGCAAUAAAAUGAUUUGGUUUGGUU
This is a messenger RNA of Equus quagga, 5306 nucleotides long. RefSeq names its product carboxyl-terminal PDZ ligand of neuronal nitric oxide synthase protein-like. The record is from RefSeq and is a predicted model, not a curated record. The coding region runs from base 226 to 2109 and encodes 627 amino acids. The transcript has 12 exons. Gene Ontology annotation, molecular function: nitric-oxide synthase binding. Lineage: Eukaryota; Metazoa; Chordata; Mammalia; Perissodactyla; Equidae.